ACGCAGCGCUGCUAUUGGAAAAUAUUUUCGGGGCUGCUGUCCGCUGAAAGCGCCCUCCCAUCCGCCUCACACCAUCCUGUCAACCAGAGGUUACGCCAGCCCGGGAUUACGCUCGCAAAAAUGUGAUUUUUGUACGAACACUACUACUACUGCAGCCAGUUAAGGUGUUGGAGGCUUUAGCGCGGCUAAUCUACAAAUUCUCACCGCAGGUAAAUAAGAAGCGUAAGCGGCGGAGCAGCUUGUGUUUUCUCAAGGUUUUUUACUGUGGAGGUUGUGGUACGGGACAGCGGAGCAUCGACUGAGGUUCCAGGCUCAUUGCUCUUCCCUCCCCUUCCACCUCGGAGAUGCUACCCUGCCUGCGGAGAGUCCUGCGGCCCGCUCUCUCUCUGAGAGCCGGGACUGGGCUGGCCAGAGCUGGACUCGACAACCACCAAACACCCACCGUAGCGUCCCAACCGUCACGGUUCGCCUCGGAGCCCCCGCUCUACAUGCUGGUGCAGCGGUGUAACCUGGGCACGCACCCGCUGAAGGAGCCCGUGGAGCCGCUCAACUCGCCGCGAGGAGCCAAGGAGUUUAUUUAUAGCCUUCAUCCAUCUGAGCGCACCUGUCUGCUCCGAGAACUGCACAGGUUCGAGUCCAUAGCUAUAGCUCAAGGGCAGCUGGAAAUUGCACCACCCACUGCAGCACAGUUAAGAUAUGUUUUGUUGCACAACGCACUCCCUUUCGUUGGAUUUGGAUUCCUGGACAACUGCAUCAUGAUUGUUGCUGGCACACAGAUUGAGUUAUCCAUCGGCGUUAUCCUCGGCAUUUCAACUAUGGCAGCUGCUGCCCUUGGCAACCUGGUGUCUGAUCUGGCAGGACUAGGACUGGCAGGUUACGUGGAGGCCUUGGCGUCUCGGCUGGGGAUGCAGAUUCCUGACCUGAGCCCAAAACAGGCUGACAUGUGGCAGACCAGAGUCAGCUCUCACACGGGUAAAGCCAUUGGCGUUGGCAUCGGCUGCAUCCUGGGCAUGUUCCCUCUCCUCUUCUUCAAGGACGAUGACGAGAAGAAAGAAGACCAAGGCCAGACGGAGGCGAAGGAGAAAACGCAGUCGCCACCUGCUCCAACAGAGAGCAGCAAAAACUGAAACUGUCAACUUUCCAGAGACAAAUACUAUUUGGAAUCCACUAGAAUACUUUAAACUGGGACUGACCUGCCUCACCCGGUGGACUGGAGUGUAUGGAAAUAUCACUGAACCCCAUACAGUCUAAUCACCUGGCACUUAACUUUGCAGAGGCUGAAUCAAAACUAUCAAAGGUAUACUGAAGAGGAUUUUAGAUAUUAUUUGAUUGUAGACUUUUAACUUAAGCACAGGGACCUGACCGUCUCUUGAAGAGACAUGAGACCGUUGAUUCAUUGGACUGCUGCUACUUCAACUAUUGCACCCGUAACCUCACUGUUGUUUUGACUGACUGACACAGGCUGAAACUCAUUUAUCUAACACAGUGCAGUGGCCUCUUUCUCUCCUCUGCCCUGAGUCUGAUGAAUGGAACAAAUAUAAACCUUUGACUCAAGAUAGAUGGAUAGAUGGCAAGUAGAUUAAUUGAAAGUUAGGGCCCUUGGAAUCGGUGUGAGGAGACAAAACACUAUCAGAGCUAAUUCAGAAAAAAUCUGCAGAGCUUCUUACCUGACAUUUUGACAUUGAAGGUUUUUUGUGUGUUCUCAGAGCAGUGUUAAAAUCCAUGUUACUGACCUUUCCUGUGUGUUUCCUAAUCAAUUUUUGAGCAUGAUGAGUCAAGGGAAGAGGGUCACAUUUGCAUGUUAAGAUAAGAUCAAGUAAAUAAUUUUUCAGUUUUGAUAACACUUUGUCUCCUCCACGCCCCAUCACAAACAGUCAGCUAGAUGCAGUGAGACCGCAGGUGGUUAAAUACAUAAACAGCUGCUACCUGCUUCUCUGGAAUUUUUAGUCUCUUCUUUUAUAUGCUUAUUUAUUUUGUGAUAUCACCCACAGCAGUGACAUGAAGAAGGCUGCAGUUCUCUACAACAUCUUUUACAGAACAGUUUGUUACUUUCUCCAGAAGAGUUGAGCAGGAGGGAGAGAAAAAGAGAGGCGGAGGGAGGAGGAGUAGCUGUGGCAGAAAGAUAAGGAAUCCCGACACUGAACCACCUGAGACCUCGGUCCCAUUUGCACUGACCCUCUGGCUCCAAUACCGUAUGAUUUAUCUCCUCCUGCUCUGCUCCAGCAGAUCUGCAGCCAAACUACACACCCCUCUUCCAAAGGUGAGAUAGCACCAGGCCUCUCAUCCAGUUUCUAUUACACCACAAGAGAUGAUUGUUACCCAGUUUUCAUUCUGUGAAAAAGCUGUUACUGCUUUUUAAUACGCACAACUACAUGUUUUUCCUGUACCUUCAUUAUAAUGUCUUUGCUCUACUGCCCUCUGCUGGUUGAUAUUUAAAAGAGGCGGUUGUCUCAGUUUGGUAAAACUUUUACCACACAAAUAGGUAUAAUUCAUUACCUGUUUGCUUUUCUUAUAAAGUAUUCAAAUCACUUUAGCAUGCUCUAAUUCUGGAUUUUUAAUCAUUGUUCUUAUUUGGAUAUGCAAACUAUGUCAUCUGCAGCAUCUGCCAGCUGUGACAAGAAGGAUGUGUUUGGGAUAAUAGUUUAUAAUGGCAAUACCAUCACUCCAAGUCUUAAUUCAGUUGUCACUGAUUUCCUAGUUUAUCUUUUAAAGUUUUCCUGUCGCCUGCCUGGCAAAGGUCACUCAUCUCAGCAGCAGAACCGAAGACUGUUGUUUAUGGUAUUGAAUCUGUUUAGAAGCUAAAUGAAAGGAAGCAGCCACGUGUCCCUGAAUAGAGUUUCCUUUCAGAAAAUGUUAUUUAUUUUUGUUAGAAUAUUCAGACUGGUGUUCAUGUAUGUUCUCGCUGUAUAUUCUCUUUAUCUCAAAGGAUGAUGUUAAGAAAAAGAACAUAUUUGUCAGCACAAAAACACCUUUGUGAGUAUAUUUCCAGUGGCGUUCUCUUAACAGGAAGGACUUUGCAACUGAUCACUCCAUGAUACAGUCCAUUACUAAACUCACUAAACAUGCGCUAAAAACUUGAGACACUUAUAAAGGAGACUUACCCUGUAUAAGAUUGUUCUAAUUAUUUAUAAUGUGGGUAACAGUGAUCCUAAACAGGGAUUAAAAUGAAGAAAAUGUACAAAGAAUGGAACAUAUUUAUGUAGUUAGGAUUAUUGAUCUGAUUGCUUGAUUUCCACCAUGCAUGCACUGCUAAUAAAAAAAACCCCUAAUGUAUGUGUUUACUUUUUAAGAAUAAUUAAAAAAAAAAAACUUGAGUAUGCUCUAAAAUUCUGCACUGCAGCAGGAUAUGAAUCACUUGAGACGAUGAAGUACGAGCAACUCAGGCUGGAUUAACAUGCAACAGAUCCGAUUUUUGAUUCAUAUAUACUUUAAUGGCUGUCUAAACAGGGAAUCAUGUGUUUCCCUUUUUAGACUGCCAGUGACAAAAUAAGGAGUUUGUUUUUGUGUUGCUGUGUAAAGUUUUUUGCGGAUUGGUAGCCGCUCUCUGUGGAGAUUUGGACGGUGUUUGGGAUGAAUCCUACAAGGAGCAGAAUGUUCUGAAAAGACGACUGUUCAGUGGGCAAAAUGUGAGGACAGUAAUGGUUUCCAAUAACAGUAGCAAUUUACCUCCUUGCAUUGCAUCAUUAAAUUGCCUGUCUCAGUGCUUUAAGACUGUUUUUAGUGCGUAGUCAGUCAUAGUAAGAAAAUAUAAUCUCAGUGUCAAAAUACUACAGUUUGGGGACUAUAACCUUUUUCCUAGAUUCACUUUGCACUGCCUCACUAAACCUGUUUGCAUUAUUGGGAAGAAAGCAAAAAACAUCUAUAACUCAGAAGCUCAGAGGUGAUAUGUUCUCUUGAAUUGAUUUUUAUUCUGUUUUAUCUGAGGUGAAAUGUUUGAUCAAAGAUGACUGAAAAAGUACAUUAAACUAUUCUUGAAGGGUUGCCUCCUUGGUGUGUUAAAUACUGUUUCUCGCAGAUGCAUGAAUGCAUACUUAAGGACCAUAUUUUAUACCUGCUGUUAUUUUUGUAUCAGUAAGAUGGCUGUCUAUAUUAUUUCAGUUAAUAUAAAUGCAGGUGAUGAAAGUCAUUUUGAAGUUCUUUUUGCUUUCAGUGUUUGCAUAGACCUUGUCUUAUGUCAAAAGAUGUAGAAAGCUUAACUAGUUGGAGAUUUGGAAAGACAGGAGUCAUUUAACCAAAGGACAUUUCAGUGUAUGUAGACAUUACUGUCCUACAGCUGACAGGACAUGGUCCAGUAUUUGUAGAGCACAAAAUUACUAAGAAUUAAAAUAAAAACCAAACAUCCGGAGUUGCAUGUUAAGAUCUCUUGAAACAUGGCCAGUGAAAAGGAGAAUGGUAUUAACUUUUUUGCCAUGGUAGAACAUGGAAGAAAUAAGGCUUUGGAUUUAACUUAAUCAUCAUGGGAGAUGAGGCACAGUUCUCAGUUAAAACAUAAAAGUCACAAAACUCCUACCAAUUAUAUGAAUUUUGAUCUACUCUCUUGUGCAGCAGCACAAAUUCUGAACAGACAGUUCUGUCUCUCUGUUUAGCAAUGAAGAUAGAGCACAUUGUGUUUCUAGGAGGAUGACUUUACUUUGUGACAUAAUCCACUAUUGCUUUGCUAAUAUAUACAUAUAUAUUUUGGUAUAAACUGAGUAUGUGGUCUGUAUAUAUGUAAAAAGAGGAGAGAAAUUAAUAUAGAUGGAAAAAAUGAAUUAGCAAACAAGAGUUUGUUUCUGUGAUGACUUUUAUGUGUUUUGAUUAAACAGUUAUUACCUGGCUGCAAACA
Molecule: messenger RNA, 4825 nt
Organism: Lates calcarifer (barramundi perch)
Lineage: Eukaryota; Metazoa; Chordata; Actinopteri; Centropomidae
Product: transmembrane protein 65
Exons: 8
Coding region: 345-1127 (260 amino acids)
Biological process (GO): cardiac ventricle development; regulation of cardiac conduction
Cellular component (GO): mitochondrion
Source: RefSeq, a predicted model, not a curated record